Adineta ricciae is the source of this 207-nucleotide messenger RNA. NCBI's taxonomy places the organism in Eukaryota, Metazoa, Rotifera, Eurotatoria, Adinetida, Adinetidae. The record is from the annotation of a GenBank genome assembly.
AUGACUCAAACAUGUAAUGAAGAAUUGGCUAAACUUCGCGGAUUAACAGUAGAGGAAAAUGCAUCAAAUUCUGCGAAAAACAUUCCAAUUGGUCGUACUGGGCAGCCUGAUGAUGUUUCAAAUGUUGUUUCGUUUCUUGCGAGUAAAGAUUCAGAUUAUAUUACAGGACAGAGUAUUUUAAUUAAUGGAGGUUUAUUUUUUUCAUAA